CAUCAAUUUUACCGGUGUAGAUAAACAAAAUGGCUGGCCUGUUGUCUUGGCGCUUCGAACACCACUCACAAGAUGAUCGUCUAUUUAUCUAAUUUUUAAAUUUUGUAUAGUAUUUUUAUUAACUCUACAAGUCGAUCACUAUGCCUCUACCACAGCAGACAGUGACUGCUGCGGCUCCUACCACCACCACUGCCGCCACUGUCGCUACCGCAACCACUACAACCUCCACGAUGUCAACAGAUAGUGCUGCACAGAUCAACAAAUUCCGAAACUAUGCAUCAAUUCUGACAGAUCCAAAUGCACAAGAUGAUAGUAGGCUGAAGGCUGCUCAGGAAAUUAGUGAAAACUUUGAAACCAUCAUGUCUUCGCCUCACUACCAAGCGUUUUUAGAGCAUGCUGUUCCAAGAUUUUUAAAAGUUCUACAAGACGAGGAGCCACAGUUCAUUGCAGAAAACAGUGCCCAGCAAUUGCGAAAACUUCUUCUGGAAAUCAUCCAUCGGAUUCCAACAAAUGAACAUCUACGACCGUACAUCAAAGAUGUCCUACAGCUCAUGUUUAGAUUGUUGGAGAGAGAGAACGAAGAUAAUGUAUUGGUCUGUUUAAGAAUCAUUAUAGAACUUCACAAGCAGUUCAGGCCACAGAUAUCACCAGAGAUUCAACAUUUUCUACAAUUUGUGAAGAAUAUUUACAAAGAUUUGGCUCACAAUAUGAAAAGCUUUGAGGUACAGACUAGUACCACAACGCUUGAUCCCAGUAAUGCAGCGUCUCCAGGUUUCGCCAGUCCUACCACGUACACUACCACUACGCCAGAUGGCCAAAAGAAACAGCAAACUAUUAUUCCGAAAGGAGUGAAUUCUUUGAAGGUUUUAGCCGAACUGCCAAUCAUUGUUGUGUUAAUGUACCAGCUGUACAAACAGAAUGUCCACAAUGUAGUGGCUGAGUUUAUUCCACUGAUUAUGAACACAAUAGGACUUCAACCAUCGCAACAAGCAAGGUCAUCAACCAAUUUCAACAAGGAGAUGUACGUUGAUUUCAUAGCUGCCCAGAUAAAAACUUUGUCGUUCCUUGCUUACAUAAUCAGAAUAUAUCAGGAAUUGGUGAACUCCUAUUCUCAGCAGAUGGUGAAAGGCAUGCUGGGAUUGUUUACAUACUGUCCACAGGAAGUGGCUCAUCUUAGAAAAGAACUACUCAUAGCAGCACGACAUAUACUGGCCACGGAACUUAGAAAUAGGUUUGUUCCACAUAUUGAUAAAUUAUUUGAUGAGAAUAUCUUAAUUGGUAAUGGAUGGACGUGUAAAGAGUCUCUGAGACCCCUUGCUUACAGUACAUUAGCUGAUUUGGUUCACCAUGUUCGACAGCAGCUUCCUCUCAAUGACCUGUCCUUAGCUGUGCAUCUAUUCUCUAAAAAUGUCCAUGAUGAAUCGUUGCCGUGUAGUAUCCAAACCAUGUCUUGUAAGCUGCUACUGAAUCUCGUGGAAUGUAUUCGACAGAAGAGCGAUCAAGACAAAGGAAAUGGUCGGGAGAUAUUGAUGCGAAUGCUGGAAGUGUUUGUCUUGAAAUUUCGUGCAAUUGCGAAGAGACAGCUACCAAUGAUAUUCCUGAAAUGUCGGCAGCAUCAAGACACUCAGACAGACAAGUUAGCAGCAAUUACUGCAGCAGCUACUUCCAACGUAAUUCCUAGUUCUGUGCCGCAGACACCCGCUGCUUUGCCUCCAACACCCAUACCAAUAGUACCUCCAACACCUUCUACACCCUUAGCAACGGCUCCACCAUCAGCAUUCCCACCAACCCCUGCUCCCCAAACACCUGCAUCGAUAGACAAAGAAAAGGAUGACGGAAAGGGUAAAAGUUAUUUGCCCCCUAGUUCAACGCAGUACAACAACUAUUCUGUGUCUGAUUGCCGUAGUUUAGUCAAGACGUUGGUGUGCGGGGUGAAAACCAUAACCUGGGGAGUUGGAUCAUGCAAAGCCCCUGGAGAUGCAACAUAUGUCCAGAACAAGCAGUUCCAGCCAAAAGAAACAGCUGUCUUUGUGAAGCUUGUCAAAUAUGCCAUGCAAGCUCUGGACAUCUACCAGGUCACUGUCACACAGACUGGCACUAGUUUCAUCAGACCAGCAAACUGUCAGACUGUUCGACUCAAAGAAGAGAAAGAAGUUCUGGAACACUUUGCUGGAGUGUUCACUAUGAUGCAUCCGUUGACGUUCAAGGAGAUAUUUUCUACUACCAUAGAGUUUGUUGUGGAAAGAAUCUACAACAACUAUGCAUUACAGAUAGUGGCAAACUCCUUCCUUGCCAACCCAACUACAUCAGCUACAUUUGCCACGAUAUUAGUGGAAUAUCUUCUAGAUCGAUUGCAAGAAAUGGGAACUAAUAUGGAGCGGUCUAACCUGUAUUUAAAGCUUUUUAAGUUAGUGUUUAGUUCUGUUUCGCUGUUUGCAGCUGAAAAUGAACAGAUGUUGAAGCCACAUCUCCACAAGAUAGUGAACCGUUCAAUGGAACUUGCCACUAUUGCCAAAGAACCGUAUAAUUACUUCUUGCUAUUGAGAGCUUUGUUUCGUUCUAUCGGAGGAGGCAGUCAUGAUUUACUCUACCAGGAGUUUCUACCAUUGCUACCAAACUUACUUCAAGGAUUGAAUGUACUUCAGAGUGGCUUGCAUAAACAGCAUAUGAAGGACCUGUUUGUUGAGUUGUGUUUAACCGUACCUGUGAGACUGAGUUCAUUGCUGCCGUAUCUCCCAAGGCUGAUGGAUCCAUUGGUGUCUGCAUUGAACGGAUCACAAACGCUUGUCAGUCAGGGUCUACGAACUUUAGAAUUAUGCGUGGAUAACUUACAACCAGACUUCCUGUAUGAACAUAUACAACCAGUCAGAGCAGAACUGAUGCAGGCUUUAUGGAGGACUUUACGUAACCCAAAUGAUAACAUUGCACACGUUGCAUUUAGAGUGCUUGGAAAAUUUGGAGGCAGCAAUAGAAAAAUGCUGAAAGAACCACAAAAGCUUACAUACAAAGUAGAGGAGUCGCUUGGACCUUCUAUUGUUGUCUGUUUUCAAGAAUGCAAGACUCCGGUUGCAUUACCAGUACACAAGGUGAUUGAGACAGCCUUGAAUGCUUUAAAGUCGGCGUCUACUGAUGCAUUUUAUCGGCGCCAAGCAUGGGAAGUAGUCAAGGGAUUUAUUGUGAGUGCAAUGAACCUGGAUGAUGAUAAAAAUAUCAUGUACCAAAUCCUAUCGCAUCAAAGGUUUUUCAAUGGUGACGUUCCAAGGCCAUCCCAACCCUUGUAUAAAUGCCCUGACAAUAUUGCAAGAAAGACCUGUGAACAAGCCUUAACAGCACUGAUUGUUGCUGCUACUAUCAAAGACCUGCGUUCAAGUUCCUUGCCAUUCAUGGCCAAUAUUGUGAGACACUAUACUCUAGUGGCCAUCGUACAGCAAUGUGGUAGGUGAAAUCUUACUCAGGUUGCAUUAGGUCCUUUGCCAAUAUCAAAUCGGCAGCAUGUACAGCAAGGUAUGGACCCCCAUGUGUUAGUUGAAGCUAUAGCAGCAUGCAUGGCUCAUGAAGAGAAGGAACUUUGUAAGACUGGACAGCUAGCGAUGAGUCUUAUGAUAGAAACAGCAACAGCGAUCACUGGCUCCAGAGCUAGGGCUUGCCGAAUGCCGUUAUUCGAGUAUGUGGUUGAGAAGAUGUGCGCUUGUUGUUACCAGAGGGCAUGGUAUUCCAAACUUGGUGGCUGCAUUGCUAUCAAGUUCUUGAUGGAGAAAAUGUCCAUGCGAUGGGUUUUACAGCAUCAGUUUAUGUGCCUCAAGGCGUUGUUAUUUGUAAUGAUGGACUUGCAAGGAGAGGUAUCAAGUGGCGCAUUAGAUAUGGCCAAGUCCAAUCUGGAGAACUUGUUGACAAAAUGUGCUUCGCCAUUGAAAGGUGAAGAGUCCCUGGAUGCCGACUUAGUGGCCGCGCAGAAGAAAUCAUUUCACGAAGUAACGCACGAGUUAGUAAGAGAAGUGACAUCACCAAAUGAGACUGUCCGAGAACAGGCCAUGCAUUCUUUGAAGGUUUUAGCCAAAGUCAUCAAUAAGAGCGUUACUGAAAUAAUGGAACCGCAUAAAGACGUGUUAGUUGACAUGAUACCACCUAAGAAGCAUCUUCUGAGACACCAGCCAGCUAAUGCACAGAUUGGAUUGAUGGACGGCAAUACAUUCUGUACCACUUUGCAACCAAGGCUCUUCACUAUAGACCUUAACAUUGUAGAACAUAAAGUGUUCUACACUGAGUUGGUGAAUCUCUGUGAAGCUGAGGACUCUCAUUUAGUUAAAUUGCCAUGUUAUAAAGCAGUGCCUACACUGGUACCACUCAGGACAAGUGCAUUGAAUGCUCUUGCAGCGUGUCACUAUAUUCCCCUAGUGAGAGACAAGAUAUUUGCUGUCUUGUAUAAGGCAUUGAAUUCUAGUAUUCCUGAAUUACAAACUGUUGGUACAGACUGCAUGAGAAAGUUCAUAACUGGUGCUCACAUUGACAGUCAUACUGAGAUGGUGCAUUCCAGUAUGCGUCCAUUGCUGACUAUGCUAGGUGACUAUAGAUGUCUAACACCUAAUGUGAUACAGAGACUGCACAGUGUGACUCAAUUAUUCCCUCAUGCAUUCCAUGAAAGACUGUGUGACCAGCUACUGGCUCAUUUGAAGAAAUGGAUGGAUGUUUCUGUCACAUCACAGAAAGCUGGCAACAAAACUAAUGGCCAAGAACUGAAGAUUUGUUCGGCUAUCAUCAAUAUAUUCCAUGCUAUACCGGCGGCCUCUCACAAGAUGAUCGAUUCUUUAGUGCAACUCACUCUGAAAGCUGAAAAAGACUUGUAUCUGGAGUCUGGGAGUCCAUUCCGAGAACCACUCAUGAAGUUUUUAUUGCGAUAUCCAACACAGACAGUUGAUCUGUUUCUGGCUGAAAAUAAUCUCAAGGAACCUUACUAUAACAGAAUGUUUACGAGUUUUCUAAAACAAGACAAGGCCAAGCCUUUCCGUGAUAUCUUACAAGGAAAUCCACUGAGGCUCAUUAACUUAGCAUUUACUAAACCACAGACAAUUAGUCGCCCGGACAGUCCUAACACUGUGAUAAGAUUGGAGCUACAGUAUCAGGCAAUCUAUAUCAUUAGCAUACUUGUAGAGUUUGAUGAAAAAUGGUUAUCACAGAAUGCUGUAGUGAGCCAUCUGCGGAGGAUCUGGAUCUCUGAUAGUUUCCAGGAUAGGCAUCGUAAUGACAAUGUUGGUUUAGUUCACUGGGAUGAACCCAAAUUACUGGUUAAAUGUCUUCUCAACUAUGUCAAGCACCAUACGGAUGAAGUGGAACUUUUAUUCCAAUUGCUGAGAGUGUUUGAUAACCGUUUCCUGCCUAAUUUCCACUUCUUUAAAGAAUUUCUAGAGAGAGACGUGGCACAGGGUUAUAGUAUAGAGCAAAAGAGAGCUGUAUUUUUUAAGUUUGUUGAUUUGUUCCGUGACCAGACGUUCACUCAGGUGCUGAAGGCCAAGGCGUUACAGUACGUCAUCAUACCAAUGUUUUCGGCUUCAUUUGAUAAAGGAGAUGGAGAGAAGUUAAUUGGUGGUCCUCCUAAUCCCGGACAAGACAGUAAUGACAAUAUCAUUAGUAUAUUUAUAAGUCGUCUAAUUGAUCCCGAGAAUCCGUACGGCAUGUCAGACGCCGUUCGCAUAUUAUUACUACAAUUCUCAGCCUUACUUGUUGAGAACGCUGCUCCCCACAUUCACGAUGCUGCCGACAAGAAGCAGGGCAACAAAUUGCGGCGUCUCAUGACGUUUGCAUGGCCCUGUCUGAUACCUAAGAACUGUGUUGAUCCCGCCACCAAGUACCACGGACAUCUGCUCUUGUCGCAUAUCAUCGCUAAAUUUGCAAUACAUAAGAGGAUUGUGCUGCAGUGUACUUUACAACUAGCCUUGCUGGGAUUUGCUGAGUUUGUUCUUCAUCUGACACGUCUCAAUCCAGAGAUGUUGCAGAUUGGACAGGACAGCGGACAACUCUCUGUCUUCUACUUUCGAUUUGAUAUAGAUGACGCUAAAGGUGAUUUAGAUGCCAACCGUCCAGUACCCUUCCGGUUGACACCCAAUAUUGCUGAGUUUCUGACAUCUGUCGGUGUGAGUGGCGUCCUGACUGCGUCCAUGAUUGCUGUGGCUCGAUGCUUUGUUCAACCAAACUUUAAACUGCAGAGUCUACUUAAAGCGAUACUGAGAGAUGAAAUGAUAUCAUGGGAUAAGAAGAAACAAGAAGAGAAACAUCCACCUAGAGCACAACCACAGGACAUGGAUAGCGAAUUACUCAUAACAACGGUCAAAAAAGCAGUUCAGGCAAUCAUGACACGGUUACAGAAUCUUGCACAAUUUGAAGGCGGUGACAGUAAAGUUAGUACAUUGGUGGCAGCAGCAAAUAGUCCUGAUAACUUGUGUCGGAUGGAUCCAGCCUGGCACCCAUGGUUGUAGUAUGGCGUUAAACAACUUUCGUCACUCAAAAUGCUCUGCAUAUGGUGGAUAGAUAUUUUGCGUGCAUGCAAAAAUGAAUUUUCAUCAAAUUGGA
Saccoglossus kowalevskii is the source of this 6564-nucleotide messenger RNA. Its product is annotated as transformation/transcription domain-associated protein. The record is from RefSeq and is a predicted model, not a curated record. Gene Ontology annotation, cellular component: SAGA complex; nucleus; NuA4 histone acetyltransferase complex. Gene Ontology annotation, biological process: regulation of DNA-templated transcription; DNA repair. NCBI's taxonomy places the organism in Eukaryota, Metazoa, Hemichordata, Enteropneusta, Harrimaniidae. Gene Ontology annotation, molecular function: protein binding.